Messenger RNA from Eleginops maclovinus (Patagonian blennie), 2628 nucleotides. RefSeq names its product bone morphogenetic protein 2-like. Lineage: Eukaryota; Metazoa; Chordata; Actinopteri; Perciformes; Eleginopidae. The coding region runs from base 1 to 1182 and encodes 393 amino acids. Gene Ontology annotation, cellular component: extracellular region. Gene Ontology annotation, molecular function: growth factor activity; cytokine activity. The transcript is spliced from 5 exons. The record is from RefSeq and is a predicted model, not a curated record.
AUGACAGCAGGAGCUCCUCUGCGCCUCUGGGUGCUCCUAGCGCUCCGGAUGAGGUGCGUCACCUUGCUCGUGCUCCCGCUGGACAGAGGGACGGCCCCGGGGGGGGAGGACGGGGUAAAAACUACGGGAACCGGGAGCAAAAAGCUGGACACGUUGUUACAUUUAAAGGAUUUACCCCGGGGUCCGGCCGUGGCUCCGAACAAGAAGGCUCCUCAGUUCAUGUUGGAUCUUUUUGACGCGGUGACGGUUUCCGAUGGGAGACCCAAGAGCCAGAAGGAGAUUCUGGAAGGAAAUAUAGUGCGGAGCUUCGAGGAUAAAGGUCAUGCUGGAGAGAGGUUUCACUUCUUCAAUCUGUCCUCUGUGGGCAGAGAGGAGAGGAUGAUCAAAGCAGAGUUUCGCUGGUUCAGAAAGAAACAGAAGUUCUACCUCGGAAAGUCAUUUGGGCCUCAUUUCUACAAGGUGGAUCUGUACGAGGUUCUGGACAGCCGAGUGAAGCCAUGGAGAGGAAACCUUAUCACCUCCAGACUGGUGCCUCUGCACACACAGGGAUGGGAAGUCUUCAAUGUCACUCAAACGGUGUCAAAGUGGAUCCGCAAUAGCCAGGAGAAUAACGGCAUCCUGGUGGUGACCACGCUCCCCUCUGGAAGCUGGAUGGAGUCAGCGAGGCCUCCGCCAUCCAAGAGAAGCGGAGAGCUGACGGACACCAACGCAUACCUGGUCCUCUUCUCAGACGACGGGAAGACAGGAGCGUCAAACCAGUCGUUCCUCGGACAGCCCCAGCCUGCACCCCCUGAGUUCCGGGAUCACCAUCACAGCAGGAGGCGGCGAGCGUCUCCAAGCUACCCCCCCCACAGCCGCUCCCAGUCCUGCCAGCGGGUUCCCCUCUUCGUGGACUUUGAGGAGAUCGGCUGGUCCGGCUGGAUCAUCUCCCCCCGCGGAUACAACGCCUACCACUGCAAAGGCUCCUGCCCCUUCCCGCUGGGGGGGAGCCUCAAAGCCACCAACCACGCCACGGUGCGCUCCAUCAUGCACGCCCUCAAGCUGUCCAGCGACGAGGUGGAGGCCCCCUGCUGUGUCCCCGACAAACUCCAGUCCAUCAGCCUGUUGUACUUCGACGACGAGGAGAACGUGGUGUUGAAGCAGUACGACGACAUGGUGGCGUUAAGCUGCGGCUGUCACUGACCCACUGACUCCUUCACAGAGACAAUGAGGGGUGGGGUGGAGACGCUUUGGAGUAAGACACUGUAUUUUGUUCGUGCACAUGUAUAGAUAUUGUAUUAUGUUGAGAAAUAAAACGAUUAUUCCUCAGAUUUUAAUCGGCGAUCCAGUUUAGUUUAGUCCAAAAGCAUCUCAUGGAGGAUUCCCAUAUCGAUUUGAAGUGAAAUAUAUUGUUUAACUGUCCAUACGUGAGAUUAUCUUUUGUUCUUAGUUGUGGAUUAUAUAUUGAUAACAUAAUUUAAUCUGGGACCAAUUGAAUUACCUCAAGGUCUGCUAAUGGGCCAUGGGUUAGCCAGCUUUCAGUGAGACAACUGAACCGUUGACUUUAAUUAAAUGUAUUAUGUCAACACAUAACUAUAUCAGGUUAAUUAUAUUAAGUUGAACCUAUUUACACUUAAUAUGAUUGCUUUUAACUAACCUGAUACAGUUAUGGGAAAUCUGUUGACAUGUCAGUGUAACUGAAGGUGUUUAUAAAUCAUCCAAUCACAUAAUCUUCUCUUAGACUGAGCUUUUUAAGUUUCCAGGAUGUCACUACUUGGAUUUGGUUACAUCUGAGCAUUGUGUGUAGUCUCUUGUUUAGACGUCCUUAACCUAAACGAGGGCAUGGAUCAGCUAAUUGCAUUUGAUCGCGUUUGCAAGGGUCAGCAAAGUUGUGACGCUGAAGAUGUUGUAAGGCAAAAUUGAAAUAGCAAUGAAAUGAACAGAAUUGUAAAUAGUCACAAUGGAACACUAAAUGGUAUCCAGAUGUUCAAACGGUUACAAUAAAAAGCCAGAGCUGGACGAGUAGCUGGAGUGUGAAUAAGAAUCUGGCUUUUGUUGAACCUCUAUGUCUCUAUAAUUGUAUUUGUGUUGGUAUUUAUACAGGCCAUUACUCACUUUCUCAUCGAGGGAAGUCUUGUUAUUACACUGACUGACCAGCAGGUGGCGGAAUUGAGGUCUGGUUGAAGAUCACAAAACCCAAACUCCAUCACCUUUAGAUCUGCAGACUCUGGAUCAGACUGUGAUUAUAUUCAGAAACACAAACUCAAAAUACACAACAGAUCAUUCAAGGUGAAAUGAAAGAAUCAAAGCUGUUCUAAAUUCUCCACUCAAUUAAUUUUCAUUAUUUUAUUAAUAAAGAAGUGAAAAUACCCAGUGGUAAAAUACAUUUACAAACAUGUGGGUUUAUUAGCCUGCCAUUACCAUUGUAGAAUAGUUCAAUCUUUAAUUUUACUGUAAUUAAAACACCAAUAAAACCAGCUCAAAUGAAUUCUAUUUAAACUAUGUAUACUUUAGAUCAGGGGUGUCCAAACUACAGCCCGGGGGCCAACUGCGGCCCGUUGUCCCCUUUCAACCGGCCCUCAGAAAGUUCUAAAAGUAUAUUUGAAUAUGGCCCACAAAUUGAACUUGUGCUUGUCUUAUAUUGUACUU